AUGGACACGGACACCGACGAUGAUAAUCCCCCCGUUCAUCUUUCCGCCAACUCUAUAUACAUAUCCUUACAGCUCAUGCUGUCUCCUGGCUCUCAUUGGGCAUUGCUCAUCGUGGAUGCUCAUGGAUCCACAACCCGUCACCACUGGGCUGCAACGAUUGGUGCAGAUAGGGCGGUAGCGGAGCGAUAUAGUCACCAAUGCAUCGACCCGGUAUCUACGUACACACGAGGACACAACUUGAAUCUUUCUUUCUGCAAGAUCGUGGGAUACAGCGCCCCCGCUCCCGGUUUUGACUUCGUCGGGCUCUUUCAAACAAUUUUCCCGGAGAGUUCAUCGAGCAUUAGAGCUAACAGGAACGACGGCAGCAAUUGCCGUAUCUGGAUCAUCGAGGCAUUGAUGCUCCUGCAGCAGAAUGGCCUUAUCACUCGUGCAGAUACUAUGGAGGAUGUUCGACGGGCUAUCGCUACUUUGGAAGCGAAGGCAGAGAAUGCGCUUGCCGAGCUUGGGGGCGACUUUGCGCCUAUUAUGUCCGAAAUCUAG
Messenger RNA from Sparassis crispa, 540 nucleotides. RefSeq lists its product as hypothetical. NCBI's taxonomy places the organism in Eukaryota, Fungi, Basidiomycota, Agaricomycetes, Polyporales, Sparassidaceae. Bases 1 to 540 code for a protein of 179 amino acids. The transcript has a single exon. The record is from RefSeq and is a predicted model, not a curated record.